Messenger RNA from Carassius gibelio (silver crucian carp), 1177 nucleotides. RefSeq names its product BET1 homolog. The record is from RefSeq and is a predicted model, not a curated record. Lineage: Eukaryota; Metazoa; Chordata; Actinopteri; Cypriniformes; Cyprinidae. Bases 151 to 492 code for a protein of 113 amino acids. Gene Ontology annotation, molecular function: SNAP receptor activity. Gene Ontology annotation, cellular component: SNARE complex; Golgi trans cisterna. The transcript is spliced from 4 exons. Gene Ontology annotation, biological process: vesicle fusion with Golgi apparatus; endoplasmic reticulum to Golgi vesicle-mediated transport.
CCUCCGCGGCUUCCGUAAAGUGAAGGUGUCGUGGCGCUUGUUGUGUGCGAAGACAAAAGUACAGCUGCUCUAAAUAGGAAGAUAAGCAAAUAUUUUACAUUACAUUCAAACUGGAGUGAUCGUAUAUCAUAUAAAGGUUUCCGGGUGAUAAUGAGGCGAGCAGGUUUGGGUGAGGGUGGCCCUCCAGGCAGUUACGCUGCAAGUGGACACAGCUUGUAUGAGGAGGAGAAUGAACAUCUACAGGAGGGACUGAAAGCUAAAGUACAUGCACUUAAACAUCUUUCCAUUGACAUUGGAAAUGAAGUCAAGUACCAGAAUAAAAUGUUAGGAGAAAUGGACUCGGACUUUGACUCAACUGGAGGUUUGUUGGGAGCCACCAUUGGUAGAUUGAAGCUCCUCUCCAGGGGAAGCCAAACCAAGGUGUACUGCUACAUGCUGCUGUUUGCCCUGUUUGUGUUUGUUGUCCUGUACUGGGUGAUCAAACUGAGGUGAUCGUAGGACUGAUGAGACUCUUCAGGACCUUUCAUUUGUGCCAUGCUUAUUUGGGGUAGAGGGUCAGAAUCCUCACAGAGGACUGAGGUUACUGAGGAGUACCAGAGUGCUUUCUUUCCAUUGGACAAGAAGUUGAAACAUUGAUUGACAAUGUGCAAUAUUAGACUAAAAUCUAUCCUAGCCCACCAUUAGUGUCCCCCGAGGGGAAGGGAUAAUGCUAGUUGCCUAAAACUCGUCACAAAAAAAUAUUUUGAAGAUUAACAACAUGCAUCUUUCCUUCUUUUUUACAGAAAUAAUGACCUUUGUUCAAAGGUAUUGUUCUUUUAAGAGAACUUCAGUGCUAUAAAUGUGUGCUAAUGUAUAUCUUCUCUAAGGAUACAGAGAAAUGCAUUUAAAAGAGUGGGACAAAAUAGCACAGUAGUCCUGUAAUCAUGUAGUAGGAAAUUCAGGUUAUGCCCACCUGGGUGGGGUUCAAACAAAACAGACCUAAUCAGCCUUUCUUUUCCUUUCUUUUACUGUGAAAGUCUCACAACAUUCUUGAAAGAGCUGCCACAAAUUUGUAUGCAUAUAGUGUUCAAAGAGCUGAUCUUCAGAUUGUAAAAAAACCAUACUGAUAUGAGAGUUUAUGCGCAAUGCAGAUGUAUAAUAAUUACCAUAUUAAACACAUAAUUCUGUGUACUUAAAA